CGACCCUUUACAGCAUGACUGAACCUAACAAUCUAUAUCAUAAUACUAUAAGGCGGCUCGCUAAAGUGCCAUUUGGGGGUCGUGUUUCGUCUCGAAAUUUUGCACGUUUGCAGGUGAUAUGUUAUCCUGAUGCAACGUCAUGUUUAUUUUCGGAAAUUUACUUCAGCGGAGCAGUAAUGAGGGAUUUUUAAUCGGACACAGUCAAUUCUCCUUACCACUCGCGGAAGCCAAGUCAUUGCUGUUUAGUUAUGCAGGGGAUUAAUGAAUCACCUGCACUCCCUGUGGGGUGACUAACACUACCUGUUGAACGGCUGGCUGUAGGGGGGUGAUUGGAACAGCCUGUACACGCGUUGACCUGCUGAACCAAGGUUAAUGUUAUUUUCAAUCCACGAUUGUAGGUCACCUGAUCUUCGAGAUUUCGCGGGGAAAGAAAUUGUAAACAAACGUAUGUGUGCAGUUCAAAUGUAAACAAAAAUGUAUUUUUGGUACUUUCGGUUGCUGGACUUGGGUUUUCCCGCAGUAAGGAGCUGGGGUCAAAUUGGUGGUCUAUUGUUUAUGGGUGCUGUGUUAGCCAGAGCUAACCCGUGAUAAUGAAGGUUACCAUGGUAUGUUUAUGUGCUCACCACAGCUCUCAAUACUUGAUCUGAAGAGGCGCGCUGAACCUGAAAUGGCCUUAUCAGGGAGCUGCUCACGGUGCUGAACUUCUAGCUUGCCUGUCCACAGUUCGCAUUCGACAUGUGGAAUAGGCUUGUUCAGACCAUGCUGAUUGAAAGAAUGUAUGGCAUAGAUAGAAUAGCAAGAAAUUUCAGCAGACCAGAAAGUGGCAUAUUUGGAGCAAUUAUCUCGUACCUUCUUAAGAAAGCCAACCUGCCUAGUGAAAGAAAUGCUGUCAAACAUCUUGACGUCCGGCCCAAUCAUACUGUCCUUGAAAUCGGCUUUGGACUCGGUUACGGAAUCCAGCAUGUCCUCGAUAUCAUUAAAGAAGGAGACGGUUCUGUUCAUGGCCUGGACAUCUCUGACGAAAUGGUCAGAAGAACGGCGAGACGCUUCCAAAAGGAAAUCAAGGACAAAAAGGUCAACAUCUGCAUUGGAGACGUGGCAUCCAUGCCUUAUGAAGACAACACAUUUGACAGAGUAUUCCAUACAAAUUCUUGCUUCUACUGGCCAGAUAUGGAUGAAGCAGCCAAGGAGAUCUACAGGGUGAUGAGAAAAGACAGCGUCAUGGUUACAAUAGUGAUGCCUGAUGAGCUAAAUAUGGCAGUGAAAAAAGGAGCGCUGAAAUAUGGAGACCCAGAUCAAACACGCUAUAUUGACGCCCUGAGGAAAAAUAACUUUGUUGAUGUUCAAGUACAGGAUUUUUAUGACGCAGAGGAUUGCCUGUACCCAUGGUACCAGGCGACGUUUGCCUAUGCGAAGAAGAAAUGAAACUUUCUUUAUUAUAUCAUGUUUAGGCAACGCCAAUUUAAUAUUUUGGAUAGCGGCCUGAAAGAACCUAUCCGCUGAAUGUGGGGAAACUAACUUCACACCACCCACCAGCCAGUGCCAAAAGUCACGUGUUGAUACUAACACAAAUUUUAUAGAGAAAAACUCUUGUCUGGUUUGAAUUUCAAUGAUAUAGAAAACGUAAGUUUUACCCCAUAUCACCAACAAGUUGGUGUUGGUGUUUUUAGGUAUUUUAAUUGGCCGCAGCAAUGGGGAAUAGAACUGUGAUGGGCACAUAUUUAAUUAUUAUAUAAAAGCCCUACUCAUAAUUCAUAAGCCCCAGCCCCUCAUUUAUUCCAGGCUUUAGCUAAUUAUAUGUAAAAGAUGUCGAAGCUGAAUAAAAGUAAGAUAGAAAUAGCAUUAACAUCCUUUAUGUAUAUGGGCCACUCUGUGUGCAAGUCCAGUGUAAAGGCCUCUGUAUCGACUGGAGGCCAACAAUAUCCAAAUACAGUUUUUUAUGACCUAUAUAUUUUUUAGCGAUUUUUAAACAUUUUGAUUCUAGAACAGACCACCUGGUAAUAUUGAUCCAACCACUUAAUGCUCUGCCGCUUCUUUUAUGCCUGUGAGUGUUAGGUGAGUAACCUUAACGUACUUAAACAAAUUCCGUAUGGUCUUAUCUACCCAUUCAAAUACAGUAGAAUCUCCUUUGGUCAUUGAAGACCAAGUCACACCGGUCUGCAGGGAUGAAAACUAAGUUGGCGGAGAAGGACGAAAGUCAUGUCAACAGCCGACUGUAGUUCCGUAGUCAAUGAAGUGAUAAAAUACUAUAACAAAAGAGUAUCACUGGUAUAUUGCGUAACCCUGGAUGCAAGCAAUGCUUUUGAUUGUGUGCACUUUGUGAAGCUAUUUCGAAAGCUGCUUUGUAGAGGAAUAUGUCCAUUAAUAGCACGGUUUUUAGCAUACACGUAUACAAAUCAACAGAUUAGCCUAAAGUGGGCAGAUAAUGUAUCAACUCCGUUCACCGCCACAAAUGGGGUUAAGC
Lineus longissimus is the source of this 2464-nucleotide messenger RNA. Its product is annotated as phosphoethanolamine N-methyltransferase 2-like. Lineage: Eukaryota; Metazoa; Nemertea; Pilidiophora; Heteronemertea; Lineidae. Gene Ontology annotation, biological process: sterol biosynthetic process. The record is from RefSeq and is a predicted model, not a curated record. Gene Ontology annotation, molecular function: sterol 24-C-methyltransferase activity. Bases 736 to 1425 code for a protein of 229 amino acids. The transcript is spliced from 4 exons. Gene Ontology annotation, cellular component: endoplasmic reticulum.